Messenger RNA from Diatraea saccharalis (sugarcane borer), 504 nucleotides. Lineage: Eukaryota; Metazoa; Arthropoda; Insecta; Lepidoptera; Crambidae. The record is from the annotation of a GenBank genome assembly.
AUGAUGCUAACAGAAUCUGAUGGUGUAGAUAAAGAAAAAACUAUUACACAACUGUUACGCAGGAUAACGAAAUCUACUUUAAAUAAACCCUUACCUAAAUAUGAACCUAUUGAAUAUGAUUCGGUAAAAGUUGGGCAAAAUAAAAGACAAGCAGUUAAGUCUAUAUCAACCACCACUACAACAUCCACUACAACUUCACCAGCAACACUAGAAAGUGAAUCGAAUAAUGUUGAUUUAAAAGGCUCAUUGGUUGAUGCUGCAACUGCUGAUUCCACAACUUCCGAUACAGGACCUUCAAUUGCUGAUUUGGAAGACUCUUUUGGUGGAGCAGCACCAGUGCAACCAGGUGAUUCUGAAUUGCCUCCGCCCAGAAAAAACGGGUUUUAUUGGAUGCUAGAUUGGAAUAGUUUCCUAGAAGUCGGCGAUGGUGAUACAAAAGUAAAUAUACACUUUGAACCUAAACUAGGUGACCCUCAAAUGUUCAUACCGGUAAAUGUACCUUGA